Erythranthe guttata (spotted monkey flower) is the source of this 394-nucleotide messenger RNA. The record is from RefSeq and is a predicted model, not a curated record. Lineage: Eukaryota; Viridiplantae; Streptophyta; Magnoliopsida; Lamiales; Phrymaceae.
UUAAUUAAUCAAUUAGAAAUUUAUCUCACCGCCCACCACCUGUUUGAUAAAAAUCCACACUGAGAAAAAAAAAAUGUCUGGAAGAGGCAAAGGAGGAAAGGGGCUGGGCAAGGGCGGAGCAAAGAGGCACAGAAAGGUGCUCCGCGACAACAUCCAAGGGAUCACCAAGCCCGCCAUCCGCCGCCUGGCCAGAAGGGGCGGCGUCAAGCGAAUCUCCGGGCUGAUCUACGAGGAGACACGUGGCGUCCUCAAGAUCUUUUUGGAGAACGUGAUCCGUGAUGCUGUUACGUACACCGAGCACGCUAGGAGGAAGACUGUUACUGCCAUGGAUGUGGUUUAUGCUCUGAAGAGACAGGGGAGAACCUUGUACGGAUUUGGCAAAAUGUCUAUAUGA